This is a messenger RNA of Vollenhovia emeryi, 1120 nucleotides long. RefSeq lists its product as uncharacterized. NCBI's taxonomy places the organism in Eukaryota, Metazoa, Arthropoda, Insecta, Hymenoptera, Formicidae. The coding region runs from base 532 to 1050 and encodes 172 amino acids. The transcript has 3 exons. The record is from RefSeq and is a predicted model, not a curated record.
CUGCAUAGAACUCUUUUUAGAACUAUUGUAGAACUCUCAUGCGAUAAAAAUCCUAGCAGAAAUAAUUAGGAAAACGUCCGGGGACAAAGUGAUUUGCAGCGUGAAGUUAGCAAAUCAGUUUGCACUUUGCGAUUUUUUGGUCUUAAAAGCCAGAACUAUGUGUUUAAUGUAUCAGGAACUCUAGAACUAUUAGAAAGGAAGUCAGAACUCUAAAAAAUUAGUGAUUUUCCAGGAAAUGAUAUGCCAGCUUCACACACACGUCGGUCAAGUGCAAGUCGUGCCUGGGCAAACUCUGUACAGUUAAGAGGGACUUGUACAACGCCGUGGUGAUGAAAUGCAGAUUCGUCAGUCUAGUAUGUAAGUUUCCCGUUAAAACUCUGCCGGCGAAAGCGUGCGCUGUUACUAGGAAAAUUAUGAAGCGGAAUGUCGAGUGGGUCAUUUGUGAAAUGAAAGAAUCCGAAUGUAAGUAUUGGAGACAAUCGUAGAACACGUGUCGCAAUUUAACUUACAACGUAGGCGUACUGUCUGAACAUGUGUACGAGGAAAGCGUGUGUUUACUGUUUGUUCACCUUCUUGUGCAGUUGCAUCUCUCGACUCGACGGAGUUGAACCGAGCCCUACAGAUUCUGAGAGCUUCAGGAAUCUUGAGAAUAUUAUCUCUUUCGUGCUGUACAGAUUGAGCGUUGUAUAUUACAGCAAUAAUUUGUAUAGAUGGGUGCACAUUAAGAAAAUUACGUCCAAAGAAGUCGCAAGCUUGGCUAUGCUGGACUGCUUGACCAGUGAUGAAGAUGAGAUAAAGAGCGAACUGGGACUUUCAAUCGAUAUCUCUAAGUACGACGUUACCGCGUUGUGUCUGCGUGAAGUCAACAGUUUACUGGAGGAACAGAUUGCAUUUGCGAACGGCGUGGCAGCGGUUCUGGAAAAAUUGAGGAAGCUACAGCCGAGUGAUCAAUAUGCACACACGGUGCAGUUAUUAGGAUAUUAUUUCUUAGGUUUCAAUUACGAGAGCUCUAUUCUGGAGUACCACGAAGAACUUGCGAGUCAUGAUUAAGCAAACUCAGUUGGAAAUAGAAAUUGCCAAAUUUUGUUUUCUUAUAGAAGAACUUUCUGUUAAAAAUUGG